AUGUCACAAUUAACACCUAUUGCUACUUAUAACUUGGCCCUUAAGCCAUUCCAACCACUUCCUGCCAUUGAGGAGGACUUUCCCGUAACCAUUAGGCUUACUUUGGCCUCAUUGGACCCAGAGGCAGAAGAUGAUAAAGCAGAACCUUCUACCUUGAGAAUUUUGAAAAAGGCAGCAUUUGAUGAGGACGAAGAAGACGAAGAAGAUGACUAUGACGAGGAAGAUGAGGAAGAUGAAUUAGAUGAAGAAGAAGAGGUUACUGUAAAAUCGAAUGGUUCAAAAAAUGACAUAGAGGUUGACGAAAAAGUCGAAGAGGAUGACGAGGAUGAGGAAGAAGAAGAUGAUGAAGAGGAGAGCGAUGGGGACGAUGAGGACGAUUUAGACGAUGACAUUGCUGAAUUUGUUGUUUGUACUUUGUCCCCAAAACACCAAUACCAACAAACACUUGAUCUUACAAUCACUCCGGAUGAGGAGGUUUACUUUGUUGUCACCGGUUCUUACCCAAUUCACUUGACUGGUAACUAUAUUGAGCACCCGGCUGAUGAAAGUGAUGAAGAUGAAGAAGAAUACGGUGAAUACGAUGACGAAUAUGACUUGUCACCAGAUGAAGAUGAAAUCAUUCAUGGAAUUGACUUCAACGAAGCUUACGAUGAGGAUGAAGAUGAUGAAGAUGAUGAAGAUGAUGAAUAUGACAGAGAGGAAUCAGCAGAGCCUGGAAAAAUACAAGAAAUAAAGGAUGAAGAAGAAGCAAAGGCAAAUGGUGAACAAACUAAUAAAAAAAGAGCAGCAUCUGAAGAGGAAUCAAAAAAAUCCAAGAAGGCCAAAAAGAAUGCUGCAAAGAAGGAAGAAAAAAAGUCUGUCCAAUUUUCUGAAGAAUUAGAGCAGGGCCCUACGGGAUCCACCUUGGCCAAAGACAAGAAGGAGAAAAAGAGUGCAGAGUCAGAUAAAGCUUCCAAAGAUAAGAAGUACCCAACAAAGACAUUGUUAGGAGGUGUCAUAACUGAGGACAGAAAAGUUGGCUCUGGUCCAACUGCAAAGUCCGGAAACAAGGUUGGUAUCAGAUACAUUGGUAAGUUGAAAAAUGGUAAGGUGUUCGACAAAAACACUUCAGGCAAACCAUUCAGCUUUAAAUUGGGUAAAGGUGAGUGUAUCAAAGGAUUUGAUCUUGGAGUUACAGGUAUGAGUGUUGGAGGUGAAAGGAGAGUCAUUAUUCCAGCCAAGAUGGGAUAUGGAUCUCAAGCCUUGCCAGGAAUCCCAGCCAACUCCGAGUUGACUUUUGAUAUAAAAUUAGUUUCUUUAAAGUAG
Messenger RNA from Lodderomyces orthopsilosis Co 90-125, 1305 nucleotides. RefSeq names its product peptidylprolyl isomerase. The transcript has a single exon. Gene Ontology annotation, cellular component: nucleolus; chromatin. Gene Ontology annotation, molecular function: macrolide binding; peptidyl-prolyl cis-trans isomerase activity. Lineage: Eukaryota; Fungi; Ascomycota; Pichiomycetes; Serinales; Debaryomycetaceae. Bases 1 to 1305 code for a protein of 434 amino acids. The record is from RefSeq and is a predicted model, not a curated record.